Messenger RNA from Rhodofomes roseus, 1293 nucleotides. RefSeq names its product alpha/beta-hydrolase. Lineage: Eukaryota; Fungi; Basidiomycota; Agaricomycetes; Polyporales; Fomitopsidaceae. Gene Ontology annotation, cellular component: mitochondrial inner membrane. The record is from RefSeq and is a predicted model, not a curated record. The transcript has 5 exons. Bases 1 to 1293 code for a protein of 430 amino acids. Gene Ontology annotation, biological process: cardiolipin acyl-chain remodeling. Gene Ontology annotation, molecular function: A2-type glycerophospholipase activity.
AUGGCUGCCACCACCUCAGGUACAUCACUGCCCGGCGUGCUGCCGCUGCCACCCGCCCGAGAGAUUCCAUCUACCUUCAUAGCUAGUAUGAGAAGCUGGUGGUAUGCUGGCGAAAAGGAGAGCGCGGCGGCGGAAGAGCGGUUACUCAGGAAACUGCCCUUCUUCCACCCUGCCGGCUCACCUCCGCCCACGCCAGACGGCAAUUACCAGGUGGUGGCAGAGAGCAAGCGCGUUGAGCUCGACAGCCCGAAGCACUACAUUAAUACCUUCAUCAUGACCCCGACCUCACAGGCGACGUCGUCCUCCCGCUCGCCGGUCGUGCUGCUACAUGGUUAUGGAGCGGGACUUGGGUUCUUCUUCCAAAACUUCCUCGCACUGGGACAGUGGGCCGGACGGCGCGGGACGUCUGUGUUCGCGCUCGACUGGCUAGGCAUGGGCCGCUCCGCGCGGGUUCCGUUCGCCGUAAAGGCGAAGCGAGACGACAUCGACGGGAGGGUGAACGAGGCUGAGGGUUUCUUCAUAGACUCCCUGGAGCAAUGGCGUGAGCGCAUGGGGCUCGAGCGGAUGACGCUCGUGGGGCACUCGCUCGGCGGCUACCUCAGCGUCGCCUAUGCGCUCAAGUACCCGACUCGUGUUAGCAAGAUCAUCCUGUUAUCGCCUGCAGGCGUGCCUCGCGACCCGGAGAGUACUGUGUACUCGCGCGAGGUGACGGACGAGCAGGAUACGAGCGCGUCAAGCGCCGACCAUGCUGAGGCGGCGACGAAGGGUAGGCUGGAGCGGAUAAAGAGUGGGCAGGAAGAUGUACAGAAGAAGGAGAGUCGGUCGCGGAAGAUCCUCACAUACCUCUGGGAGGAGGGCUGGAGUCCGUUUCAAGUCGUCCGGUCGUCGCUGUUCUGGGGACCCAUGCUCGUGGGCAAGUACUCUAGCAGGCGAUUCAUCGGGCUGAGUCAGGACGACACUCGGGCGAUGCACGACUACAUAGUAAAUCUUGUCCUCGCGAAGGGUUCGGGAGAGUACUGUGUCUCUCAUCUGCUCGCCCCCGGCGCCCACGCGAGGAGACCACUCGUAGAUCGGAUCCACGCCUUGAAGGUGCCGAUCACCUUCGUUUAUGGCGAACACGAUUGGAUGGACCCUGAGGGUGGUUCAGAAGCCGUUGAGAGACUGCGCCAGGCAGGUAACGGCGACGGCAAGAUGUAUAUUAUCCCUCAUGCAGGCCAUCAUGUCUACCUGGAUAACCCGAAAGCCGUCAACGACCUGCUCGUCAAGGAGUUAGACCGUUCGCUGAAGGCAUAA